AUGGAUCGCAAACGGAAGCAAUAUGAGCUCGUCGCUGACCUCAAGCAGUACGACGAGACGCUCGAGGCUCUUGAAAAUGGCAUCUUUGCCGUCAAUCAUUUGAUGCCCGACUCGGACUUUCGCCGCCGCUCCAGCUCCAGCUCCAGCCCGAAUGUCGACUUGCUCGCCACCCCAUCGCCUCUCCCAUUGAGCGCCUCGAGCAGCACGGGAGCCGUCGAAAAAGAAGCAUUUCUGAAAGACCUUCGCGAGUUCUUCGUCUUGGUUGGCAAACACAGAGAUGCUGUCGCUGCUGAUCUUCACAAGGCCAAGAGCAGCAUGUUGGCUGGUGGCAGUUGGAAGGGCGUUCCUUCGUCGAUCGCCAACUUGCUUACCCUCACAGAGCUUCGCAAAGCAGCUUGGGCGCGCAUCUACGCCAGUGGUCUCGCUACGGGUGAUGCAGCCAUUUCCACCACCCGCGUUCCUUCAUGGAAGCAGUUCGACACGCUCAUGAUCAAACGCCAUCGCUACAUCGCCGUCGACCCAAAGGACAACCGCACCCUCGGCUGGAUCGCCUGCUCCGACCCCCAUCCCCAAAUCAGCAUGUUUUACGACGACGACGACUCGAUCGAAGUAGCAGCCGAAGAUGAGAGACGGUCCAGAUGCGCAGAGCUGCAGGUGAUGGUGGCGGAAGCGGAGAGGGGAAGAGGCGUCGGCAUGUAUCUAGUCAACGCUCUCUUGACAUCUCUCGAGACGGACAGAAGGUUUUCGACCGUACAAGCGAGCUUCUUUCCCGAGAACGUUGGGGCAAGAAAGCUGUUUAUCAAGUGCGGCUUCGAUUCGGUCAGCACGAGAAAGAAUGCCGUCAAGAUGCUCGACGGACCCAGUAAGGGAUCUUGCAGAGACCUCCUGACUGUCGACAUCAAGCUCACGUCCGCAGCGCAACAGAGCCAGCAGGAACCAUCGUCGAGCUCAACAGAGGCUCCAGCAUCCAUCGACACCAUCGAUCCAAACGCCGUGCUCAAGCGGCCUCGACUGCAAUGA
Messenger RNA from Kalmanozyma brasiliensis GHG001, 1020 nucleotides. RefSeq names its product GNAT domain protein. The transcript has a single exon. NCBI's taxonomy places the organism in Eukaryota, Fungi, Basidiomycota, Ustilaginomycetes, Ustilaginales. Bases 1 to 1020 code for a protein of 339 amino acids. Gene Ontology annotation, molecular function: acyltransferase activity, transferring groups other than amino-acyl groups. The record is from RefSeq and is a predicted model, not a curated record.